UUACUACCCGUGAGGUUUAUAUGCUGUCCGAGAGAUGACCUAAUUGUGCUGAUUGCUCGGAUGCUCAACUCUUUGAUUGAUAUAAACGACACAUAUGUGGAUCCGUCUGCAAGUCCAAGGACCACGGGCACAAUCCAGUCUUCAUCUCACGUCUUGUCCUCGCAUUUGACCAGAUUCCAUUCAAGAACACCACCAAGCAUAUCCGUGUAUAGCUACCUUGCGAGACUGGCCAGGUAUUCAAGUCUGGAAAAUGCCGUGCUGCUGAGCGCUGUUUACUAUAUUGACCUUCUGAGUACGGUGUACCCGUCCUUCUCGCUGAAUUCACUAACGGUACAUAGAUUCCUAUUAACGGCAACCACAGUUGGAUCAAAAGGAUUGUGCGACUCCUUCUGCACAAAUGAGCAUUAUGCAAAAGUUGGAGGUAUCCACGCCAAUGAAUUGGACAUUUUGGAGAGGGAAUUCUUGACGAAGGUGAAGUACAGAAUACUUCCACGGCAGUGUAAUAUUCAAAAGUGCAUUCGUGAAGACCAUUGCAAUCACGAUUUAACACCACAACAACAGCAGCAGCAACUUGACUUCGAUUCCGAGCAUCCAGAACGGCUUCCUCAAGCUGGUUACACAAUUUUAGACUUAUACUAUAGCCGAAUGAUUUCAUUGAUAGGAACG
Williopsis jadinii is the source of this 666-nucleotide messenger RNA. It is a transcript of the gene PHO80, whose product is annotated as Pho80p. The annotation marks the transcript as partial. Gene Ontology annotation, biological process: regulation of cyclin-dependent protein serine/threonine kinase activity. The record is from RefSeq and is a predicted model, not a curated record. Gene Ontology annotation, cellular component: nucleus; cyclin-dependent protein kinase holoenzyme complex. The transcript is spliced from 2 exons. Lineage: Eukaryota; Fungi; Ascomycota; Saccharomycetes; Phaffomycetales; Wickerhamomycetaceae. Gene Ontology annotation, molecular function: cyclin-dependent protein serine/threonine kinase regulator activity; protein kinase binding.